AUUUUGUAGUAGAAUGUAGAUUAUACAACAAAGAGAGUUGAAUUUUACAGACUGGUAGAACUUCAUCCACCUGAGUAGAAGUACAGACAAAUGAAUUUAGACAAACCUUUGAUUUUAAUCUAAAACAUAUCUGUUCCUACAUUUUCAGUUUCACAAGGAAGUGAGAAGAAGUCUAACUCACAAUAAUAUGAUCCUUGUGUUGGUUGACUUUAUAAAUAUCCCAUGUAGCUAUUUUGUCGACCUGUGCUAACCUAGUGGAUAUAUAUGUAUGGACAGCUAUCUGUCUUCAGAAAGAUAUCUUCAUUCUACCUAAUGUUGGAGCAGAUCAACAGCAUUAUAUAAACCAUUGCCAUUUCUUACCAAUAACCUUUGGCAUGAAAAGUUAACACGUAAACACUUCCCCAUGUCUCAGAUUAUUGAUAGUUUCUAUCUCAUGGAGAGUUGAUAUUAUAUGUAUCUCUGACUGGAAGGUAAAAAGAAAUUUUCCCUUGUACUAUUUAGCAUUUCCUUGCUAAACUGAAGGUGAUUUUUUUCCAGUUUGUUGCAGUCUAUGGGGACUCCCAGUUGCGUCCCGUUGUGGAAGGGUGUGUGUCACCACCAAAGAGCAGACGGCUGCUUUUUGGCUACAACAGCACGCCAGGGGGAUGUCUCAGACAUGUUCGGCAGGAGAUGAAAGACAGUGCGCCUCCACAUCAGCCAGCCAUAGUUGUGAUCAUCGCCGGGACAAACAAUCUCCACAGCACAACAACUCUUCAGGAAGACUUGGAAGAGUUUGCUCACAUCCUUCGAACAGCCAAAGCACAAUUCCCCAUGAGCAAGGUUGCAGCUGUUGGCAUCAUGCCACGGUUGGACCAGGAGGUUGAUCACUACAACCAGCAGUUCAGGGGCAUUUGUGAUGUGGAGGAGGUCAACUUUUUUGACUACACCACAGAGUUUCCACAAACACAGCUCAGGUUGUGGAGCCGCCACGACAGCCUGCACCUCAGUGAGGAUGCAGGCCUCCCACGCCUCCUACGGCUGCUAGAGAGAAGCUGUUCCAGCCUCCUCACCAGCCUGCCUGUGAGUCCCAUCCAGAGACUGCAUCGAGUGAGCAACAGCGAGACUGAGACUCCUUUUGUAGGAGCAAAAGGACAUGCUUAUUGCUUGGAUCCAAGACAUGCUGGACUGUACAAGGCAAAGCUUUGGAAGAAGAGUGCACCUGCAGCAAGCAGCUGCAAGCAGCACACAAGGCGGUUGACAAGAAAAAGGAGCAAAACAAAAAGAAAGGUACGUCAUACUUUAAAUGUUAUCGCUACUAGAUCUUUAGAUGCACUGUCAUCCACAAAUUGCAUUGUGAAAUUUUCUAUAUGAACAAGUAAAUCAAACUGUUCAAGCAAUGUUGC
Molecule: messenger RNA, 1382 nt
Organism: Branchiostoma floridae (Florida lancelet)
Lineage: Eukaryota; Metazoa; Chordata; Leptocardii; Amphioxiformes; Branchiostomatidae
Exons: 3
Coding region: 670-1350 (226 amino acids)
Source: RefSeq, a predicted model, not a curated record